AUGCUUAACGUUAUCCCAGUGACCGUUCCUGGCUAUGCUCAACCAUUGGUUGAAGCGUGCACAGCUUGGCUUGUGACCACUUUCUUUUCAAUUCCAGUGUCCUUUUUUCGAAUUUUCAUCGAGGCUCCCAUUGACGUAUGGAGGUCAUUGUCUUCCAGCGAUCCGGACGUUGUGUUGAUUACCGGCGCAAACUCUGGCAUUGGUGCAAGUUUGGCUGAAACAUAUGCAAAGCCUGACGUUACACUUGGACUCUUGGCUCGUGAUGAACGCCUUGAACUGAUAGCGGAAAAAUGUAGGGAUAAAGGAGCAAAUGUAAUAACAAUUAGUUGUGAUAUCGCUAAUAAGGAAGACCUGGCCGGGGCUCUCAUUGAAUUCGAUGAGAGCAAUCCAAUUGAUUUGCUAAUUGCUAAUGCUGGACAAGCAGGCGUAACGGAUGACGGUAGUGCAUGGGAGGACUCUUGGCAGGGCAUCAUGGAUGUCAAUCUUAAAGGCACCAUUAAUACGGUUAUGACAGUGUUCAAAUUAAUGGAGGAGCGACCUCAUAUAGGAGGACAGAUUGCAAUCACUUCGUCGGUAGCCGCCUGGCAUGCACCACCACAGCUGUGCUAUUACAGUGCCACAAAAGCUGCCCUGACCUCUUUGGGACGUGACCUACGCUACAUCGGCCGUAAUUACAAUAUCAAAGUCAAUGUCAUCGCCCCCGGCCUCAUUGGUACCCGAAUGACUCUUGGUGAACGGAAACCAUACCCCUUUUCUUCUUGGUUCACCGCGUCUCCUAAGAAUUUAGCAAAUAUUAUAAGAUGGAAUUUGUUCGAGGAUAACUUCGUCAUUACUUGGCCAUACCAUCAGUUUCUGGUAGACUUAGCGAUAAGUUCUUUACCUCCGAGAGUCUUGGAUAGCGUGCAAUGGUUAAUUGGUGGAGCUUGGAGUGUAGUCAGCCCAGCCGAGGAUAAGCCGCUGACUUAG
Messenger RNA from Paraglomus brasilianum, 966 nucleotides. NCBI's taxonomy places the organism in Eukaryota, Fungi, Glomeromycota, Glomeromycetes, Paraglomerales, Paraglomeraceae. The record is from the annotation of a GenBank genome assembly.